AUGGCGGCGUCCAUGGCGUCGCCACGGGGGCGGUCGAUCCGGGAGACGGUGCUGGAGACCGUGGCGGCGUACCACCACCAGCAGAGGGCCAGGAGGAAGCUGCGCAAGAGCCUCACCUACGCCGGCGGCGAGCUCUCCUCCGCGGGCCGGGCCCGCGGGGACGCCUCCGCAUCCACCUCCGUCUCCUCGUUCUGCGGGCCCGACGACGACGACGAGCCCUUCUGGGAGGAGGAGGAGGGCACCGUCGAGCUCGUCCAGCUUGGGGCCAACCGCGCCAAGAACGUCCUCAUCCUCAUGAGCGACACCGGCGGCGGACACCGCGCCUCCGCCGAGGCCAUCAAGGACGCCUUCCGGAUCGAGUUCGGCGAUGAGUACCGGGUCUUCGUCAAGGAUCUGUGCAAGGAUCACGCCGGGUGGCCGCUCAACAACAUGGAGAGCUCGUACAAGUUCAUGGUGAAGCACGUGCAGCUCUGGAAGGUGGCCUUCCACAGCACCUCGCCGAGAUGGGUCCAUAACUUCUACCUCGCCGCACUCGCCUCAUUCUAUGCCAAGAAGGUGGAGGCUGGACUGAAGAAAUACAAGCCAGACAUCAUAAUUAGCGUCCAUCCUCUCAUGCAACACAUUCCUCUGUGGGUUCUCAAAUGGCAAGGCCUACAGAACAGAGUAGUCUUUGUAACUGUGAUCACGGACCUCAACACAUGCCACCCUACAUGGUUCCAUGCUGAUGUGAACAGAUGUUACUGCCCCUCAGAAGAAGUUGCCAAGCGGGCAGCACUGGAUGAUCUACAACCUUCUCAAAUUCGCGUGUUCGGUCUUCCAAUUCGACCAUCAUUCUGCCGUGCAGUUCUUGUUAAGGAUGAUUUGAGGAGGGAGCUUGAAUUGGAUCCUGAGCUUCCUGCAGUGCUGCUCAUGGGAGGUGGAGAGGGCAUGGGUCCUGUCAAGAAGACUGCCAGAGCUCUAGGAGAAUCAUUGUUUGACAAAGAGCUUGGAAAACCAAUUGGGCAGCUUAUUGUCAUUUGUGGCCGGAACAAAACGCUAAGCUCCUCACUGCAGGCACUUGAAUGGAAAAUACCAGUAAAGGUUAGGGGAUUUGAAACCCAAAUGGAGAAGUGGAUGGGAGCUUGUGAUUGCAUUAUAACAAAGGCUGGACCGGGAACCAUUGCUGAAGCGUUGAUAAGGGGUCUUCCUAUAAUCCUUAAUGACUUCAUACCUGGACAGGAAGUUGGCAACGUCCCUUAUGUUGUGGACAAUGGUGCAGGUGUGUUCUCGAAAAGCCCUAAGGAAACUGCUAACCUUGUUGCCCGCUGGUUUGGUCCAGAUUCAGAGGAACUGAAAAAAAUGUCAGAAAAUGCACUGAAAUUGGCUCAGCCAGAAGCUGUCUUUGACAUUGUCAGAGACAUUCAUGGGCUCUCUCAGGAGCAAGGCGUGAUAUCACAGAUCUCUAGUUCCUUGACUUCAUCCUUCUUCAUACCAUCACCUGAAACCACACCUCUCCAACUUAUCUGAAACCAUCAAGCUGUGUCUAGCUAGGAUUCUAUUCUUGCAACUGUGAACUUGGCAUUCUCCCAACAGCGUGACCUGAAAAAUGGAACUUCAUGCAGUCUUUCUCAUCAGCUGUUGGUACUGGGAUUCCACAACUUUCGGUUCAUGUGCUCCCAUGGUAGUUAUGGGCAGGCUCGUUUGACUGACAGGUUCUCGUGUGUGAUGAUGCUGGCUUCAUUUUAACUUUGUAAAAAAAAAGGAACACAUUCAUUCAUAUCAUGUUUCUGGCUUCCCCCGUCAUGAAAGGGGAAUUGGUGGUGGUGGCUUGUAAAAUACACUCAAAUUUUGUGCAUGGAGAUGUCAGACCCUUAUUGUGUAUACUAACUGACGUGAUCCGUUCGUGUAAGUGGAAGAUGUGUAUAAUAUGAUGACAGAUUGUUCGAGUGGAAGUUUU
Messenger RNA from Sorghum bicolor (sorghum), 1936 nucleotides. Its product is annotated as probable monogalactosyldiacylglycerol synthase 3, chloroplastic. The transcript has 8 exons. The record is from RefSeq and is a predicted model, not a curated record. Gene Ontology annotation, biological process: glycolipid biosynthetic process. Gene Ontology annotation, molecular function: hexosyltransferase activity. Lineage: Eukaryota; Viridiplantae; Streptophyta; Magnoliopsida; Poales; Poaceae. Bases 1 to 1506 code for a protein of 501 amino acids.